AUGGACUUCGAGUCAUUACGAACGCUCUUAGUGGAAAUCGAAACGACGAUAAAUAAUAGACCACUUACGUAUGUCUAUGACGAUGAGGAAGGAGUGUCGUACCCCCUUACACCUUCUCAACUAGUCUACGGUAGACAAAUCUCAUUAAUGCCAAGUGAUCGACAGUUCGACAUUGUCAGUACUAACCGAUCAUUGGCCAGGAAAGCGAAGAAUCAAAGGCGUUUACUGGACCAAUUUACUAAUCGCUGGAGAACGGAGUAUCUAUUAAGCCUUCGAGAGACAUCGCGCGUUCUUCAUGGAACAGAAAAGGAAACAAUAGCCGUUGGUGACGUAGUUGUGUUGAAGAAUGACUCAACUCCACGAAUGUUUUGGAAGCUUGCACGAGUCAAGGAGCUCAUAAAAAGUCAGGACGGUGUAAUUCGGGCAGCAAAGAUUUGCGUGGUAAAUUCGGGAAAAGGGCGUGUGAUUGAAUUACGACGGCCUAUACAACAUUUAAUUCCUCUGGAGCUGAAAUUGAGUCCAGAUACAGAAAACGAUGUAUCUCCAGCGGUUGAAAGUGCACCGAAAGAAGAAGAAUCGACCAGACAGCGACCGAGACGAAGUGCGGCGGUAGUUGGAGAACUUUUACGAAAGGGGAUGAGAUAA
Molecule: messenger RNA, 645 nt
Organism: Paramuricea clavata
Lineage: Eukaryota; Metazoa; Cnidaria; Anthozoa; Malacalcyonacea; Plexauridae
Source: the annotation of a GenBank genome assembly